Messenger RNA from Mangifera indica (mango), 2693 nucleotides. RefSeq names its product pentatricopeptide repeat-containing protein At3g29230-like. The record is from RefSeq and is a predicted model, not a curated record. The transcript has 2 exons. Gene Ontology annotation, molecular function: RNA binding; protein binding. Bases 532 to 2262 code for a protein of 576 amino acids. NCBI's taxonomy places the organism in Eukaryota, Viridiplantae, Streptophyta, Magnoliopsida, Sapindales, Anacardiaceae. Gene Ontology annotation, biological process: RNA modification.
AAAUGCGUCGUAUUGAAAACUUAACUUUAUGUCCCCUCGACCCAAUAGUGCAAUGUGCAAUUUUAGUUCUUGUUCAGUUUCACUAUCUUGUCCCCAAUUUUGUACUCAGAGAGUUAAGAUUUGUUUUGGUGCUAUAUAUCUUACUUUAAAAAUAAAAAGACUAAAACUUUACAUGCUCUCAAUGUUAAAACUAAUUUUAAGAUAUGAAUUUAGGGAGCAGAGACUUAAAGAUUGAUUAGGUUGAGAUUAUAAUGGCUUUCUGUUUUUCGAUAUCAAGAACCAUAGUUUACAUAUCAUGACCGAGCCUGGCAGCCAUCUGGAAUCAAACCGGCCGAGAUGCAACUCCGCCUGAAGAUAUCAAUAAUUGUUAUUAUUCUUCCGUUGAACUUGACAUCCUGCAAUUGGAAAUUUUGCACUAAAUAACCAAGGCGGAAUUUGGCAUGCCAUGCAAAAAAAUCCUUCUUAAACCCUUCGAGACCUGUCCUCUGUUCUAAAACAAAACACCACGCCAUAAAUUUGACAACUCCCUCUAUGUCCAAGCUCAACCCACUUUUCUUUCUCCUUCAAAUUUCCAGAACACCCUCACAAAUUCUCCAAAUCCACUCCCAACUCAUUAUUAGAAACCUCUUAAUCGACCCCUUUAUCUCAAGCCAGUUACUGCUCUCUCUAACUUCACCUAACACACUCAACAUGGACCAUGCUGAGCUGUUGUUUACUCAGAUUCAACAACCCAAUACUUUCAUGCAUAACACUAUGAUCAAAGCCUAUACUCAAACCUCAAACCCACGAAAGGCUUUUGAUAUUUAUGUUAAUAUGAAAAGAAGAGGGGUUUUGGUUGAUAACUACACAUACCCAUUUAUGCUAAAGACUUGUGGGGUGCUAAUGGGAUUGGUGGAGGGGAGAGAAAUACAUGUAGAGGUAGUGAAGAGAGGGUUUUCGUGUGAUGUUUUUGCGGUGAAUGGUUUGAUUGGAAUGUACUGUAAAUGUAAAGAAAUAGUUUGUGCUAGAAUGGUGUUUGAUGAGUCUACGGCUAAAGAUUUGAUAUCUUGGAAUUUGAUCUUGGGUGGAUAUGUGCAAAGUGGAGAAAUGGGGGCAGCGCAGAAGAUGUUCGACGAAAUGCCGGAGAAGGAUGUGAUUUCAUGGUCUAUUGUGAUUGAUGGGUAUGGGAAGAGAACUGCUGACAUUGUUUCUGCACGGGCUCUUUUUGACCGCAUGGCCACAAAAGAUUUGGUUUCUUGGAACUCUAUGAUUGAUGUAUAUGCAAAGGUUGGUGAAUUGGUGGCUGCUCGUCAAUUAUUUGAUUCUAUGCCAAUGAAAAAUGUAAUUUCAUGGAGCAUCAUGAUAGAUGGCUAUGCUCAGCAUGGAAAUCCGAAUGAAGCAUUGGGUCUAUUUAGGCAGAUGCUUUGCCAAGGUGUGAGACCUGAUUCGGUAUCUGUCAUGGGUGCAAUAUCAGCUUGUGCUCAGCUGGGUGCCCUUGAUCAGGGCAGAUGGAUACAUUUGUACAUAAAGAGAACUGGAAUCACAAUGGACAUAGUUGUUGAAACUGCAUUAGUAGACAUGUAUAUGAAAUGUGGGAGUCUUGAUGAGGCUCGCAGUUUGUUCUAUUGCAUGUCAAAAAGGAAUGUCAUUUCCUAUAAUGUGAUGAUUGUUGGACUUGGUAUGAAUGGUUUUGGAGAGGAGGCUCUAGAAUGUUUUGCUCAAAUGGAAAGGGAGGGGAUUCCAAAGGAUGAUCUCAUCUUUCUAGGUGUUCUAACAGCUUGUAGCCAUGCCGGUCUCAUAACUAAAGGAUUCCGCAUUUUUCACACUAUGAAGGAAGACUACAAAAUUGAACCUAAGCUUGAACAUUUCAGCUGUUUGGUAGAUCUUCUCAGCCGAGCAGGACAGUUAGAGCAAGCCCUAAAUAUUAUAGAUUCUAUGCCCAUGAAACCUAAUUCAGCUCUUUGGGGGACUCUUCUCAUGGCAUGUCGAACUCAUCAAAAUGUAGCUCUGGCAGAAGUUGUAGUCAAAAGGCUUGUGGAGCUAAAAGCAGAUGAUUCUGGGGUAUAUGUACUUCUUUCAAAUAUCUAUGCAGAUGUAGGAAUGUGGAAUGAUGUUCUUCGGUUACGGGAACUGGUGAAGAACAGAAAGAUGAAGAAGGAAAUUGGAAGUAGUAUAAUUGAGGUAGACGGCAGUAUCACUGAGUUUGUCAGUGGAGAAAUCCAUCAUAUCUGGAGUGAAGAACUAGAAUUAGUUAUCUGGAGCUUUCUAAAAAUGGCCAUGUGAAGAGUAUGUUGAGACUCAGGUACAUGCUCAACUGUGAAAAGUUCAAUAAGAAAUUUUUAUGCUGACACCAUAUCUUUGCCAUUUUGUUACAGUAUAAAUUUUUAUACUGAUAAUCAUUUUAUUCAAUUUUAAAGUACUUUCUUGAGGUUGAGGCUGAGGAGAAUGCGGUAAUAGAAAACUCUCAUCGGGAACUCAUUAACUUGCCUUUGAAGUUAAAAGCAUUAGGAUUCUUAUGGAUCACGUUGAAAAGUAAUGAAGCAUUGGGAUUCUUAUGAAUCAUGUUGAAAAGUAAUGCAGCAUUAGGAUUCUUAUGAAUCAUAAGCAUUUUGGAACUUGUGAGAAGGAAAGAAACUGCAAAACACUAGUCUUUCUGUACAUCAGUAGUUACAAUUAUUGUGUUUACAGACAAGAAAUAAAGGCUACAUUGCUAA